UACUCUAUAACAAACACACUCUCUAAACCGUUUCAUCUCCCGAUCGAUUUCACCCCGUAAACCCUUUGACUAACAAAACGAAACCCCAGCCCUAAACCCAAACCAACACUCCUCAAUGAACCUAACACCCCAACCAGCACCGGCACCCCCCACCACCAUAUUCGCCUCAGGUGAAUGCGGAAACUGCGGGACCUAUAUCGGCCUUUUCAUCCACAAUGUUCGCCUACGUGGCAUCCAGCGAAAGCUCUGUACUUCCUGCGUUCUUCGUCUCCACCCUUCAUCUUUUUGCCCAAUUUGCUUCACUUUCUAUGAUUCUAAUCCUCCCCACCCCUCCAAACGCCUCUCCUGCGCCAAAUGCGGCUCCUUUACCCACUCACAUUGCGCCAAGCCAUUGGCACUUUCGUCUCCCUAUCAUUGCCCUCCAUGUUCAGACCCCAAAAAUUUCAAUUUUUUCAAAAACCACCCUGCGAAAAGCACAAAUACAGACCCAAACCCCAAUACAACGGGCAACAUGCGGUCUGAUGAUGAUAAGAAUGCUCAUGUAAUUGACUCCAAGUCGGCUGCUGUGCUGCUCUGUGCGGCAAGGAUUGCAGCGGCAUCGAUGGAGAAGGCGGUGCUGGUGGCUAGGAUUGAGGAGGAGAAGAAGGCCAAAGAGGCUGCUGCGGCGAGGAAGAGAGCCAGAGAGGCCUUGGAGCAUGUGGGGGUUUUGAUAAUUAAUCAUCUUAAACCAACUUUGGAUGUGACACGUAAAGAUCAAAUACAAAGUUUAUGUGAAUUACCAUGUAAUAUCCAAGACACAAGGGAGCUAUUAGCAACCACAAAGCUUCAAUUGCAUAACCUUGUCCCUCAGGCCAUGUCGCUUCCUCGCCCAUCUAGAAAACCACAACUAAAACCCUCCACAUUAGAUUUGAGAUUACCAGUUCCUCGUCUCAUUCAAUUAAAGAGAAAUGCAAGAUUGAGGAGAUUGCGAUCUAAAUCACACCUUAAAGGAGCUAUUUCUUUGACUAACACCACUUUCGAUUCUUUUACACUAAAUCAAUAUUGAGUAAGGGAGAAAUGUGUGCCUUAUCCUAGCUCGGAUAAAGGGAAAAAGACAGUGGAGCCAAGAGAAAAGAGGUUACACCUUGUAGACCCUUACUUCAAAGUUGUUGAUUGUAACUUUAUACAAGUUACCUGUUCUAAGAAGAGGGUAUGUGUGUUUUCGUCCUCGAAGUCUUGGUCUCAAGAUGCUAACCAAACCUCUAAGAUGCCAUUUGAUGUGACCCUAAUGACUUCUAUGGUAAGGGAAAACUUGUCUGACAAGGUAUGGCCAUGGUUCUGGGAGUUGGCUAUGCCUAUGAAGCUUAAGAAGUUCAUCGAGCAUAACACCCAACUUUUGAGCAUCCUUCCAUUCCUUUACAAUGAAUAUUACCUUGGCCUUUUGGACAACAACAAUAACAAACAAGCAUGCAACCUACUCAAAGAAGAGUUGGAGGAUACUAAGGAGAGGCUUGCGGCUAUAGAACAAAGUCAUAAAGUUGAAAUUGAGGCUUUACAAUUAGAGCUAGCCGCUAAAGAGAAGAUUUUGCAACAAAGAGAUAUUGAGAUUGGCAAACUGCAGUCUGAGCUAAUGGAAACUAGCAAGCUUGUCGCCUUAGAGAAGAAACGGGCUAAUAAUGAAAAGGAGCUAGCACAUCAAUUUGAGGCCCAACUCGAGAAGACACUAUUGGAGAAAACCGAGCUUGAAGGAAAGCUUAUUGCGAUGAAAGCCAUGGUCGAGAAUAGAGCCAAAGAUAUGCUUUUUGAUGUAUUUGAUGCAAUUUGGCUUCAAUAUCCCAACCACAACUAAUCUUUCCUUGGCGAAAGCUUUAAUGAGCACACUGAGGAAUGGAAGCUAUUACAUGAAAUCGAGGAGGCCUAAUGAGCUUCUCCCCAGGAGGUCCCUAUUUUUACUCUAUAACCAAACUCAUAUAAUUAAGGACCUCUUUUGUAGUUGCUUCUUGUUGUCUUCUUUCUUUUUGGUUUUUAAACUUUACAAUUUUUUUUUUUUUUUUGGUGAUGAACCAUUUCCUUCUUUAUAAAUAGAUAUGAAUUUAUGUACUUUUCUUGAUCGCUUUAUAAAUAUAUAUGAAUUUAA
This is a messenger RNA of Mangifera indica (mango), 2116 nucleotides long. RefSeq lists its product as uncharacterized. The transcript is spliced from 4 exons. NCBI's taxonomy places the organism in Eukaryota, Viridiplantae, Streptophyta, Magnoliopsida, Sapindales, Anacardiaceae. The record is from RefSeq and is a predicted model, not a curated record. Bases 116 to 1045 code for a protein of 309 amino acids.